UUCGUAGCAGUGUUAAACGCGAUAUUCAGCUUGUACGAAUAUUACACGCGUCACAAUAUGCCCAUACCUUCGUGCAUUUAAAAUUCCAAAGAAAUGGGAAAUUUCCUUAAUUAUAAGUUUGCUGGUUCAAAACUGAUUAAGGAUUGCGAUACGCAACUAUGUGUUCAAGUCGAAUGCGAAGAUUUCAAGAAAGUAAAAGAAAUUUGGUUGGCCGUGGAAAAGGAUACGUCGCAUUAUGGAUUUGCAAUUUGUACUAUGCUUUUUAAAAAUCACCCGCAAUACGUAAAGUAUUUCGAAGAUGAAUCAAUUCCGGAAUUCGUCCAAGAAGCUAUAAUUAAAAAAAAAUUUAUUACUAUAUGUGACAUCAUAUGUGCCCUGUUUAUAAAUUAUUACGAUAAACCGUCUCGCAGAGAUUAUUUUCUUGGUUACAUCGCAAUGGUUCACAAGGACAUGGGAUUAACGUUUAAAGAUCUCGCAAAUUUUAUGUCAGAUCUAAUGGAAGCGUUAAUUACCGAGUUACCGUACUUAAUGACCGAGGAGUAUAUUGCGACGCAGACAAAAUAUUCUAACAAUGUAAUUGAGAUAAUGGUAGAACUUAUGGACAAUUAUGUUGAAAGGAUGUCACAAAUACUACGUACGAGAAAUGGAAUAAGAAAAUGUUAUGUGUGCAAACCUGAUCCAGAGUCACAGAUUGUAUAUGGUUUUCCAUUGAAAUAUUGGAUAUAUGGAAAACGAUAUUGGGAAUAUCGGAAAGCGAUGUGGGCAUCGAUGGAAGCAGAUAUGUUGACAAAUUCGACGGACGAUACUAAUGCAAGCAAUUUUCAAAGAAAAGAUUUUCAUCAUAAGAAACAAACAAAACCGAAAACACCAAAAAUAGCCAUAAGUUCGGAUAGUAACACGUUGUUGGAUCAACCAAGACAAAGAAGAAGAAGCAGUCGCAUCAGCCAGUCGACAAGAAUCUCGUUGUUACUAUCGAAACGAAACAAAGAAAGACAAGAAACUGAAAAAAACGUUAAAUCCAAAUUUUCUCCAAUGGAAUUUAUUCUGGAGGUAGACAAAUAAUCUUUGCUUGUAUUGCUUUUAUUAUAGAAAUGAUAGUUUAUUAUCUUGCAUGUAUAACACAUUAAUGUUAAAAAUAGACACAGUAUUGGUAAUAUCUUCUUCCUUAAGGUGGAAAGCGACCGUGAUGGCAAUAAUGAUCCGAUAAAUUUAAAUGGAGCAACUACGCAGAACCCAAAACAAUUUUCUGCGGAAUUGCAGGAAAGUAAAUAUAUAUUAUAUAUACAUACGUAUAUUAUUAUAUUUUAUUUUCAUAUCUGAUUUUCAUAUUUGAUUUUCAUAUUUUCCCUUUUAUUUCUUUAUCAACUGAUAUAAUCACGAGAUAAAAUUCUUACGUUAUAGAUACAAAUGCAAAGAUCGUGAACCAGACGGCAAGAGAACGUAAACGAAUGCGUCACUAUCUUACUCAUUUCAGUGUUUGAAAUUUAGCAUUGGCAUAUAAUAAAAUGUUUUUUAUUCUUUUUU
Bombus impatiens (common eastern bumble bee) is the source of this 1524-nucleotide messenger RNA. RefSeq lists its product as uncharacterized. The record is from RefSeq and is a predicted model, not a curated record. The coding region runs from base 94 to 1062 and encodes 322 amino acids. Gene Ontology annotation, molecular function: heme binding; oxygen binding. The transcript has 5 exons. NCBI's taxonomy places the organism in Eukaryota, Metazoa, Arthropoda, Insecta, Hymenoptera, Apidae.